CUUUACUAAUUAAUUUAAUUUGAACUAGUAUACCAGACUAUAUGUAUAACCCAUGCAAUCUCAUUAUUUAUUGAUUAUUAUUUUUAACAUUAAAAAUAAUUUUACGAGACCAACUCGUAUAAAAUAUUAUUUUUGUAAACAAGACAUUUAUUUAUGUUAAAAUAAAGAAAGUCACAUGAUUUAAAAACAAUUAAAAAAAAAUAAAGAAAUCCACAUUCGUAAGAGAGAGAAUUAGCAAUCUGCUCUCAUCUCUGUCUCUCACAUUCGCCCCUUCUCUCUGCAGCGCAUCUCCUCUUCUGAUGAGGGCACGAAGUGUGAAGUUUUUCUUGAUUUUUUCAACAUUAUUUAUUAUCAUAGUUUUUUUUGUUCUCAAAAUUUUUUUAUGUGUAAAUUUGGGGGUUUUAUACUUCUUCAUGCUUGUGUUUUCUCAAUGAAAUUGGUGUCUUUUUUGUGCUUCUUCUUUGCUGAAUCUUGCCUGUAGAUUGUGGUUGUUGUGCAUCUGUUCUCCUAUGAGCUUGAAUUGAUUAAUUUUAUGAUUGUAACAUGAACUGAGAUGAAUUGAUCUACAUAACAAAUUUACUUAAUGAUUUGAUAUUUGAUUUCACCUACCAAGUGUUUGUAGUAUUGCUUGUUAUGCUCUAAUUUGUUAGUCUUACUUUUUCUCCAUUGUAUAUCAGGUUUGAACAGACUUAACUAUCCAUUAAUGUGAAACUAAGAAUGGAAAUUGAAGAACAGAGCAGUAGCAAUCCAAAAGGUGAUGAUUUUGAAGAGGAGAGAGAUCAAUCUAAUACCAACAAAGAACAGCCUGCUGUAGUUGUUUUUGACGACUUUGCUGAUGAUUAUGACGAGUCUCGUGCUGAAAAAAAACAAAGUAAUCUUCUCAAUGAAGGUGAUAUUACAUGUUUGUCUGGUUCUUUAGUGGGUCUUAAGAGAGAGAAAGUUGAAGAUUUAUAUGACAUAUAUUGCAAUCAUGCUCAUGAAGUUGGGUUUAGAGUUAGAAGAUCAAGUUCAAAAUAUAAUGUUGCUGGGGUGAUGGUUCAGAAAUGGAUGGUGUGUUCAUGUGAAGGAAUUAGAAAGGAUAGAACCUCUAGCUCGAAAAGUGAAGGGAAAAAUAGAGCUACUUGCAUCACACGAACGAAUUGCAAGGCAUCAUUGAAGAUAAAAUUGAAUGCAGAUGGUUUGUAUGAAAUAUUCUUUCAUAACACAGAACACAAUCAUACACUUUCCAGGAGUUACAUGCAUCAUCCUCAAAGACUAGCUGACAUUGAGAAAGAUAUUGUUAUUGAGGAUAUGAUCUCUUCUGAAAUGAGAGCAGUUGAUUCACUUAGAUACAUGGGACAUGAUGUGGGGGGUGAACAUGUGAAAAUAAAUGCAAUAGAAGGAGGGGAUGCACAAAUUCUAAUUGAUAAUUUGUACCAACAAGGUGAUGAGGAUCAUGAGUUCUUUUUUAGAGUCAAAUUAGAUGAGGAUGGCAGAUUAUGCAAUAUUUUUUGGAGAGACUCGAGGAUGAAAGAUGACUAUUUGAUAUAUGGUGAUGUUGUUGUCUUUGACACAACAUAUAGGACUAAUAAGUAUAAUUUGAUUUGUGCACCGUUUGUUGGUAUAAAUAAUCAUUGGAAAAAUAUUAUGUUUGGUUGUGCAUUUAUCACAAAUGAGAAUGCUGAAUCAUAUGAAUGGUUAUUUGAGGUUUUCAAGAAAUCCAUGGAGAACCAAAGUCCUGUGACAUUGUUUACAUAUCCAGAUCAAGCAAUUGAGAAUGCAAUAGAAAAGAAUUUUCCUACGGUGAGACACAGGCUGUGCAUAAGGCAUUUGUACCAAAAUGGAGUAAAUGAUUUUGAGAAAUUAAAAUCUGACAAGUGCUUCAAUGAUGCAUUUCAGAAAUGUUUGAUUGGGUGUAUAGAUGGAGGUGAGUUUGAAGACUGUUGGAGCUCCAUGAUUUCAAUCUAUGGAUUGCAAGAUAAUUCUUGGUUUAAAAGAUUGUAUGAUUUAAGACAUAAGUGGUCCAAUGUAUACAACAAAGAUUUCUUCUCUGCUGGGAUUCUAUCUUCACGAAGAAGUGAAAGCAUGAAUACUACAAUAGGAUUCAAUGCAAAAGAGACAACAAGCCUGAAUGAGUUGUAUAUCAUCUUUAAGAAAAUAGUCGAACGUUGGAGAAGCAAUGAAGCAGAUGAUGAAUUACAGUGUUCAAGAGAAAAUCCUACUUCGUGCUUACCAUUGACUGGAUUUCUCAAGCAUGCUUCCGAGGUAUAUACUCUGGCCAUUUUUAAAGAUUUUGAAAAAGAAUUCUUGAAAUCCAUUUCCACCUCAAUUAGCUUCUUAUCCGAAGAACAUGAUGUUAAAUUCUAUCAUGUAACCGAGGCUGAUGGGAUCACAUCUUACCAAGUGAAUUUUAAUGUAACGGAUUUUUUGGUAAGUUGCACAUGCAAGAGAUUUGAGGAAUGUGGACUUUUUUGUUGUCAUUGCUUGAGAAUUAUGCAUGCUCAUUCAAUACCUCAAAUACCCGAGUGCUACAUUAAGAGAAGAUGGACGAAAUUCGCCAAGCAAGAUUUAUGGGAUAAAUCUACAUCAGGUACAGGUAGGUUUGAGAAGGGUCAAAAUUCAGCUACUUGGAGACAACAUAUGGUGAAAAAGUUUUACGAUCUUGUUGUGAAGGCCCAAGAGAAUGAAGAGGCAAGAGCAAUCGUUGAGGAUGGAUUGAAUGGUAUGAUUUCAGCUGUCGAAGCAUUGAAGACUACAUGGCAAACAAGGGAUGUAACGGAGGAAACUGAAGUUUCAAGCUCGUCUUAUGAUGAGUUGGAUCCUUCACAUUCAAUCACAAAGGGACGGAAACAAAGAAUAGACCAUCUUCAGAAGAGUAAGAAGAAGAAGACUAGCGAUGCAUCAAAUUCCAAUCAAUCAAAAGAAGAAUGGCUCCAAAACUCCUGAGCAGAGAUCAUUUUAGAAGAUUUUGAAUUAGGCUUUGAAGAAUCAUGGAGCAAGCAAAUCUGAAGAUAUUUGUUUUUAUCCACACUAAUUUGAUGAUUGUGUAGAGGCUUCUGCCACACUCUUCUACCAGUGUAUGUAAGCAUAUGGCUGUAUGUUUGAAUUUGAACCCAAUUGCUUUUUUUUUUUAAUCUAUCAGAUUCCAUCAUUUAGCCUUUAUUUUGUAGGCUCAUCAUAAAAGAAA
Molecule: messenger RNA, 3166 nt
Organism: Salvia miltiorrhiza (redroot sage)
Lineage: Eukaryota; Viridiplantae; Streptophyta; Magnoliopsida; Lamiales; Lamiaceae
Product: protein FAR1-RELATED SEQUENCE 5-like
Exons: 4
Coding region: 718-2925 (735 amino acids)
Biological process (GO): regulation of DNA-templated transcription
Molecular function (GO): zinc ion binding
Source: RefSeq, a predicted model, not a curated record